This is a messenger RNA of Pomacea canaliculata, 8123 nucleotides long. Its product is annotated as titin homolog. Gene Ontology annotation, biological process: signal transduction. The coding region runs from base 1807 to 6684 and encodes 1625 amino acids. The transcript has 3 exons. The record is from RefSeq and is a predicted model, not a curated record. NCBI's taxonomy places the organism in Eukaryota, Metazoa, Mollusca, Gastropoda, Architaenioglossa, Ampullariidae.
UUUCCCCCUCCUUCUGCAUAUUUCCGUUUGUUUCCCUUUACGUACUCGAGGCCCGAGUACAGCUAUAUUUGCAGUGGUGUGUUUCAUCACUGGGACUCCUUUAUACGUCAGUCUGUGCCAUUUUGAUCGAGAAAAAGAUCAAAUCACACAUCGACCGGUUGAAUAAAUGCCUAGAAACACGGCAACAAGGGACGCCUACACAAAGUUAUAAAGGUGAAGAGUACAGAUAUAAGCACAGCAGCAUAGAUUAAGUUUCAGACUCGCCAACGUUUGACUCGUUUGAAAAGUUUCUCGCUGCGGUUGUAACUUAUCUUCUGCCGCACGUCCACAACCAGGACACAUAAUUUAUUAUUCUCUUUUAAACGGCGCUGGGGACACGGACAAACGUGCACGAAAAAUAGACAGCUCAGACAAGAGCAACAACAAGAAUUUGUAAAAAUGGUGUUUCUUUCGCUGUUAGAGGUAAAUAACCAGUCAUCAAAGAAACACGCACGCAUAUGCAGGCACACACGCACGCACACACACACACACGCACACACGCACACACACACACACGCACACACACACACGCACGCACGCACGCACGCACGCACGCACGAACACACAGAUUAUCGGGACGGGCGGCUUACAUGCACGGACGCAGCAGUCUGUAGAAAUUGCCAGAGCACGGGCCUGUCUAGAGGAAAGGGGGAUGAUGGUGGCGGGGAAGAUCGAUCGUCGACAUGUUCCGGCAAUCACUCAACAACUGAUGUCAACAUUUGCUGCGCCAGGUCCGGGCGCCCUUUCCAGGAAGCAUGUCGUUAGAGAGGUUUUGCAGAUCGAUCCCAUAGGCCCUGGAUUCAUCAUCCACGCCCGUCACUUCGACGCGGGGUGUGGGGGCGUUGCGAGUGGGGAGGUGCAAUACCGCGGUCUGUAGGUGGAAGACUAAAUGAAUCGUGGCAUUAAUGGAGAUCAAGUAGCUUUGCUGUGAUCACAGGGUGCGUGUCUGCCGCUUAUUUGUCCGCAAGCAGAACAUCAUUAACAAUGCUGUAAUUGUUUGGCCCCGUCGUCCGCAUGCGACGUCGCGUGCGUUUCGGACAGGGAAUUUGCACCACGAGUUUACUGCCUUGUCCUGCUUUUUCCACUUGAUGGAGAAAUCUGAACUACUGUCACUGGUUUUGUCACCGCUGAGAAAGGUUGGCGCAAUUCUGAAUGACCUUUAAGUUUGAAAAAACUUCACGAUGAGGGAGUAACAGAGACACAAACGUGUAGGUGUGUGCUAACAGGUAGUACACGUCCUCUGGGUGUAUUGAGGGACUGAGACUUUUUGUUGUGUUUAAUCACCUUUCGUGCAGGCACAUGAAUAAUCAUAGAAUUGAAGCUAAAUAUGAAUUUCGAGCAGUGAAUAAAUGCAACCUUUUUCUAUAAUGUGUAUCUAGUUAGAUGGCGGAGACACAAAACCUCUUGCCUUCAACUUAAAAUGCUUUGGCAAAGACAAUGACUUAAAUGAUGGUUGUCACCGUCUUUGCCAUCCAGUAGAAACGUGUGCAAAUCUUUAAUCCAAAUCACGGAAACGAAAAUUUCCAAGUUUAUGAAAACGUAAAUUAUUUGGCGACGGGAGUCUGAACACGUAAGAGUUGAGAUUGGAGGUCUAAUCUCGAAAGACGUAUUAUUCUUUUUUUAAAAUCUGUAAGCCGAUAUUUUGCCCUCACUUGUUCUUAAAAUGUCAGUGACACAGUUUUACAGGCAUAAAAACAGUUUCUUGGUGUUAGGGAUCAAGAUCACCAUAAUAAUUUACUCUUGAGUGCACUAUACAAGCCUGGUGUUAUGUCUCCCUCCCUGUUGCCAGAAGUCGGCGGCAGCAGAUCAGAUGAUCCUGCUAAUGGCAGCGAGCCAGCGAAGCAUAUCGACGCCAAGUUUUUUUCCUCCCACAUCCCGGAGAAGGACUCCAUCCCCAACACCAGCGCCAGCGGCUACAGAAGCAAGUUUCGACAACUCAACCCUCAAGGUGAUGACGGGGACUCGCACCGUAGCCCGCGGGCGCUCGGACACGUGCGACACACUGACCCCACCUCUCACAAGGUUGUAUUCGCUGAAGACGCAGCAGAAGAAAGGUGGGACUGUGCAGACUCUGGAAAACUCAAAGCCAGUGAGACGGCAAGAAGUUCACGUGGACAGAACAUUUUCGCACCCAGCCGGGAAGAAACAAAAACGAUGUCGCACAUGGGCCACACACCUCCAUAUGAAGUCAGCCUCCAGGUUGACACAAAGCAUUCCAAGACGCAGAGGUCGUCGAGUGUACGCUCGAACCAGGCUCACUCCCCAGGGCAAGAGGUUGAAGAUAAUGACAGGAGUAACAGCGGUUCUGUCUCACAUCGAGAGCAUAGGUAUGACGGCAAGCCACUGGGGGACACAGAGCAAGCCUCUUAUAGCAACAGCCGUGAGUUGUACUUCAGGCACGACUUGUCAUCUCCAUUCAUAGAUGUCACGGGACGAUGUGAACAUGAUGUUGGCGGCGACAGGUCCGAGAAACAGAGUCAUCCGUUAGAUGGCAGGCAAGAAGAACGCAGACUAGAAGACUACUACGACCACAGAUUGGGUGUCUCCCAUCAACACAAACAGAAUUUCCUGAUAACCAAACAGAAAGAGUCUCAAAAAGAGGAAUUCUUGCCACAAAGAAAAGACGAGUUUCCUACGCACAAACAGGACGAGUGUUUCGAACACAGACCAGAAGACAUCAAGACGCAAGCACAGGAAGACUCCACAGCACCACCACAAGAGUGCUCUCUGGAACACACACAAGAUGAUUCUCAGGCGCAAAGGCAGGAAGUCCCCGAGAAGCGAGAAGAUUGUCGAGAAAAAAGGCAAGAAGACUUCCAAGAUCAAAGACAAGAAGAAUCCCCGGAUAGAAAACAGGAAUUAUCUUUGGUGCAAGGACUGGAAGACUCUCCGGAGCACAAAUGUGAAGGCUUUCUGACAUAUAGACAGGAAGAUGCCAUGAAGCACAGACAGGUAGACUCCAUGGAACACAGACAAGAAGACCCUCAUCCGCAAAGACAGGAAGUCUCCCAGAUGCAAGGACAGGAAGAUUCACAGGUGCAAAGAUUGGAAGAUUCUCCAGAGUACAGACAUGAACGUUCCCUGACACAUAAACAGGAAGAUGUCAUAGAACACAGACAAGAAGACCCUCAGACACAAAGACUGGAAGUCUUCCAUGUGGAAAGACAGGAAGACUGUAUAGAACAAAAACGAGAAGACUUCCAGGUGCAAAGAGAGAACAACUCCCUGGAGCACAGGCAUGACAGUUAUCUAACCAAUACACACGAGAACUCCCUAAAGUUCAGUCGAAUAGAAUCUAUGCAGCACCAGAAAGCACACUCUGAGGAGCAAAGACAGGGAGACCCUUUAGACCUCAGAAAAGAAGACCUUUGGACACAAAGGCAGGAAGAGUUCUCAGAACACUCGCAAGAAGACUCCCACACACGAAAAACAUACUCUCUAGAACAAAGGGAAAAAGACUCUCAGCCACAUAGAGAAGAAGAUUUUCAGGUGCAAAGAAAAGAAGACUUCCAACCACAAAGACUGGAAGACUUCCAGUCACAGGGACACGAAGACAUUUGGAUGCAAAGGCAAACAGACUCCCACCCACAAAGCCAAGAGGCUGCCCAGCCACAAAGACAAGGUUUCCAGCCACAGAGACUGGAAGACUUUCAGAUGCAGAGACCGGAAGAGUCUCAGUCACAAAGACAGGAAGAUUUUAAACAGCACGAAGAGAGCUGGAGGACUGCGGGCGAGAGCACGAUCACAAUCCAAGAAAAUGUACAGGGGGAGGAUUAUAAGUUCCAGUCUACCGAAAGAGAACAUAACGAGUUUGCCGAGGGCACUGCACCAGACCAGUGUAGAACAACACAGGUGGCACUUGACGAUGCCAGACUUACUUUUGCAAAGCCAUUAAACGUGGAUAUUGAGUCAGCAGUGCUUGAUCGCUUGGAGUGGGCCGGAAUAAAACGAGAAAUCUGGGAUAGUUCCCACAUGGAGUCUAUGGCGAACGGCAACAAAGGCUCUGCGAGUGUUUGUUCUCCAGGUGAGGAUAAUGGCGGGAACAUAAGAGGCGAUCAACCCUCAGUGGCUGUGGGAGUUUGGCGAGAUGAGGUGUCGCAGUCGCUCGCCGACGACAGCCACGACUUGGACUCAAACUCACGUGAGUUGGGCGACACAGACCGUGAGGGCAGUGCUUGUGUCGGGCUGAUGAACUCUGGAAUUGAUAAUGUUAUCAAGAAAAAUAUGGAGUCGGAGCAGUUUGUUAGCAUUAACUUGAAUGUUAGCAGAAACCAGUCAUUAAAAGCCAGCUGCUCUAACCAAUCAAGUUCUCCAGAUGGCCGAGAGUUACAGAGUGUUGAGAAGAUACUGCACAGUGACACGUUGUCAGACAGCAACGAGCAUCUGCAUGAUGUAUACGAUGCGACUUUCUGCGACAGAGCUGCAGCUUUGAAGACAGACGAAUGUAGCGCUGUAAUGGCGGAGACAGACAAACAAAGUGCUGCUAAAUCUGUUGCUGAGCAUGAGGAAGAAAAACCAAGUGAUGCAGAAGAUGGUAAAGACGAGUUGGAUGCCGAGCACAUGGAUGAAGACAUAUUUAAUGCUGCAGCGGCUGAAAUAGAAUCAAGCAGUGCUGAGGACAUUGAGGUCGACUCUGUUGGUCUGCUAGAUGAUGAGAGACAGCACUUUAGUAGUGCUGAGAUGGGAAAAGAUGAACGUAUCACUCUAGAGGUUGGAAAAAUCGGGCUCAGUGAUGCGGAAACUAAGAAAGUCAAAUCUGGUGCUGAAGCUGGGGAAGAAGGUGGACUUGCUUCUGAAGACGCUGGGAAUGGCAAGCUCUCCUCCCCUGGUGACACUAAGGAGUUUGAGAAAAACACAUGGAGUGACAAACGUUGUGCUGCAGAAGAUGAGGAAGGCAUACUGACGACUGCAGAAGCUGAGAAAGGUAAGCUUAGUUCUGCAGAAAAAGGCAAAACGAAUGCUACAGACGAUGACAGAGGCAAAUUAAAUGAGGCAGAGUUUGAAAUGGGCAAUUUUAGCGCAACAGACGUUGAGGAGGGUAAAGUUAGUGCUACAGAGAAUACAGAAGGGAAACUUGAGGAUAACGAAGGUAGAAUUAAUGUAGAAGACAUUGAGAAUGGCCAGUUUAUUGCCCCCAGUGGCAAUACAAAAUUUGAGAAAAACACACAGAGGGACAAACUUUGUGCCAUGGAAGAUCGCAGAGGCAUAGUGCAUUCCACAGAAGUUGAAAAUAUCAAACUUAGUGCUACAGAGCAUGAAGAACACAUACUCGGUACCUUAGAAGAUGAGAAUGACAUCCAUAGUGCUGUAGAAGAUGAGGAAGACAAAUUGAAUGUCCUACAAAAUGAGGCAGACAUAACUAAUGGUGCUACGGUUGGGAAAAGCGAUCAUAGUUCUGGCAAAGAUGAGAAAGGGAACAUAAGCGCUUCAGAACUGGAGAAAAGCAAAUCGAAUGGUUUAGUUGUUGAGAAAGGCAAAAAUGAUGCUGUAGAUGUUGAGGAAGGCAAAGAAAAUGAAGAAGGCCAACUAAGUGCUAUAGAAGUCGAAGAAAGUAUUUUUAGUCCUGCAGAAAAUCGCGGAAGCAAAGUGCGUGUUCCAAAAGACGAGGAAAACAAACAGAAUGAUGUGGAGGUUGAGAAAGGCACACUUAGUGCAGUGAAAGAGGAAGACAAACUAAAUUCUGUAGAAGAUGAGGAAAGCUUACUUAACAGUGCGGAGACCGAAAACGACAAACGUCUUGCUGGUUAUGACGAGGAAGAUAGAUGUAGAGCCUUAGAAAAUAUGGAAGGCAAACACAGGUCUGUGAAAGGUGAGGAAAGCAAACUGAACGGUGCAGAGGCUGAGAAAAGUAGCCUUGAUGAGGAUGUUGCCAGUGCCUCAGAGGGUUCCCUGCCAGUUUAUGUGGAAGUGAGGUCUUGUGAAGACAGCUUCCACAGCGACUACCUCAGCACAUCGCAGACCUCCGACCUCGACAUUUUAUCUCCACGCAGCGACAGAGACUCCGGCUUCGUCAGCUACCUUCAUCAGUCCCCCCACCUCGCAAUAGACGAAACUCUGUCAUUUGACUGGUAUCUUUUGAAUGGCAUAACACUGCCACCUGAAACUGCCAACGACAAUGUUAGGGGUGCUAGAACUGUAAGGACUUCUGUUUUGCGAGUCGUUAGUGUAGGAACCACGACCACGCCGCCAUCGAGUGAUGUUGACCACACGGACUCAAAAGAGUUUCACGCGGAAACAACUUCAGGACGUACGCCAGAGCUAUCAGAACUCAUUUCUUCUGCAGCUGUGGGUAAAAUUGAAACGGAUUUGAAAGAUGAAGCUAACUCUGAGGAUGCUUCGAUGACCAGAGAACGCACCUCUAUUCUUCCUGGGCCAGGCGCCACUGACAGAGACAGACGCGAGAUGCGAACCUUUGUGGAGGAAGCUACUCAAACAGCUCAACUUUCUUUUGAAGAUUUUGGGGCAGGUGCAGACACACUGACACCUACUGCUCAUUUCGAUGACAUCGAUAACAGCUUGCAGAGUCGGAAAGAGCAGCCUCCUAAUGAAGACGCUCACCACAAAUGGACGCUGGGACAAAUGUUGCUGCCGUUGUAUAAGGUCAUGGUGUAUAUGCUGACCAGACCUGAGCUGCCAUACACCUGACCUAGACUGAAGAUACAAUCCUAUGGUAUAAUAAUAAUGUAACAAACUAUUGUCCAAGCACCAGACCGAGAGUCUAAAGAAAGGAACACACCUAUUAUAUAAAAACACGGAAUAAACUUCAUUGUCCAUUCGGCAUAUGUAAUAUCCACAUAUUAUUAAGUUUUGUAGAUUGGUAAUAAUUUUUAUUGCGAUGAGACCUACAGUAAAUUUACUAUAACGAAAUAUUUAAAAAUAAAGAAAUAAGAGAGUUGUUCUUAAUAUUAUAAAUAAUAUAAUUUUAUACACGAGAAAGUAAUAGUUUGUUGGAUUUUUAUUUGUUGUACUGAUGUCAAGUUAUUUUAGUACUACAUCAAUGAUUUGUCUUUUUACCUUCUUAUCUUAAAAUGGAAAAGUAUCAACACAGUACAGUACCUUUACACUCACUUGCAAUUGUGAUAGCUACAGAAGUUUUGUUUAUAAAACAGUAUGUACUUACUCAAGUUAUUUAUAUCUGCGGGGUAUUUUCGUCGUGUGAUAAGUAUGCAGUUUGGGCAUAAACAGACUUGUUUUAUUUGUGAACUGAAAUUACAUUUCGUUGCAGAAUUUGCAUUUCAUUAAAGGAACUAUAACUUUCUGAGGAUGAACGAGCACUUAAUAUACUGAAAAAGACAAACAAAGACAUACUUGCAUAAUUUGUCUUUCUUUUUCACGCAUUAAAGUGAGCACAACUUUCUGAGUAUGAACUUUACAGACACUGAACAAAGACAGACAAAGACCUGUGAAAGUUCACUGUCUUAACUGCAUGUGGCUGACUGUGGUGGUGCUUUAAUCUUUAUUUCUCCUGUGCAACGCAUGCUCAGUAAUACAGUGUUGCUCUGUGGUUCCUAGAAACUGGCCCACCAUGAAGUACUUACGUUUAUUUAUUAGUUCUUUUGUGUUGAUCAAAUCUUCAAAUCUUUAGUGCAGAUACAUGUACCGAAGUAUGUUUUUUUUGUACAGUGUCUGAAUAUGUAUUGUGAUAACAUUGUGAUAAGAACUGUGUAGCAUUCAUUAUACAGUUGCAAUACAAGAUAUCGCAGUUGAAAUAAACAUGGAAGGAUUUAAUCUUUUCUAAACAAUAUUUUCUUUAUCUUUUUGAGCUUUCUUCACGUCGUUUUUUCUGUUGUUUCUAAACCAGUUUAAACGAUGUUUGUGAAAUGCUUUUGUAAGAAUAUUAAAAGUUGUCGGCUGAAGUUAACUUUUUUGUACUCAAGCUAUCGAACGAAGAUAAGACCGAUGAUUCUCGAUUCUGACCUUCCGACCUUGUAACCUAGUUUGGGUCAGAAAGGUUACUGUCACCGAGAUCUUGUUCUCGGAACUUGGUUCAUCUCUGUAUUAUUUUAUUUACACAUGUCUUUCGGCUUUAAUUAUCUCGAAUUAAAGCGUUUUUCUGAUCAGAAUAAAAUGUUAAUAUGUAAAAA